This is a messenger RNA of Gregarina niphandrodes, 708 nucleotides long. RefSeq lists its product as hypothetical. Lineage: Eukaryota; Apicomplexa; Conoidasida; Eugregarinorida; Gregarinidae. Bases 1 to 708 code for a protein of 235 amino acids. The record is from RefSeq and is a predicted model, not a curated record. The transcript has 2 exons.
AUGUUCCGCAGCUGUUGCGAGAGGUGUCGCCGGAAGGAAGAUCUGGACGAGAAGGAAGUGAUCGUGAAGAAGACGGUCCCGGAGGAGAACUCGGCGUACACGCCGUUGGACAGCGAUGCAGUCAAGGCGGAGCGGCGGCCGGAGACUGAGCUGCCGGGGCUCACGAAGGAGGCGCUGAAGCGGAUCACGCUCGAUGUCUGGAAACGCGGCCAGCACGGCGUCACCAUGUCGGUCUUUGCCAACGCGGACCUAACCACAGCCUUCAGCGCGGUCUUCAAAAUCACGUCCGGUCUCAACGUCAUUGUCACUCGGUUGGUGGACAGUGACACACCGGGGCACCUGACGGUGGUGGAGUUUCCGCUGAGUGCCGUGGCGGCGUUGUACGAGGGGCCGUGUUUGCGGACGCCGUCGGCGGCGGCUGUGGGGUUGGAGGAUGGGGCUGGAGACAAGCCGGCAGCGAACGAGUUGGACUGGAGUGCUCAGGAGGAGUUGCUGGCGCGGAGCCUGCAGUUGGUCCUAUCACCGCCGAAGGGCGGGGUUCACUCAGUGUGCCUGAUCUGUACCGGGGUCAAGGAGCGUCGCGAGUUGUUCGGCGCUCUCUCCGUCUUGAAGUACAUCGCUAUCAAACGCACGCGGAACGAGGCUCCCGGGAGGCCCACCAAAGAGAAGCUGUUGUCGGGGAAGACGACGGGUGCCGAGGACAUUUGA